Messenger RNA from Solanum pennellii, 882 nucleotides. Its product is annotated as UPF0725 protein At1g02770-like. The transcript is spliced from 3 exons. Bases 84 to 686 code for a protein of 200 amino acids. The record is from RefSeq and is a predicted model, not a curated record. NCBI's taxonomy places the organism in Eukaryota, Viridiplantae, Streptophyta, Magnoliopsida, Solanales, Solanaceae.
CCAAAAAAUAGAAUUUAUGUUUGUUAACCCAAUUUUCCUUCCAAGUUUCAGGUAUUUUAGGGUUUUCAUUGAUCACGAUCCAUAUGAAUCCUCCACUUCCGUCGUGUCACCCACCGGCACAGGCAGAGGAACUGCCGUUUCCAGUAGCAGAGGAAACGGAUACCCCGGCGCCAAAGAAGCAUAAAAUAGGAGAUCAGGAGGACACUGCCAAUAUCUCCGAUGAGGAGGAUGGUUAUACCAAUCCGCUAUUUGCUGACUACGAUUCGGAAGAAGAAAAUUAUUGCCCAGAUAUCCCCGGUGCCAAAAUGGAUAAACCUCUCUGGGAGAAAUACUGGAAACAGAUCGAGGAGAGCGAGGGAUUUGAUAUCACAGAUUGUCCUGGAGGGUGUUGGAUGACUACUAUUGUUCCCAUGCAACACAUCUUGUACACUACUGAGAAUGUUGACCGGUUGAAGGGUCAUGCUGGAAAGGCACUUGAGCAUUACAACAAUAUUAAUGGAACUAGUUAUGAGGUCGACAACAUUUUGAAGGUGAAUGGACAAGCUGCUGGUCGUUUUUUUGCUUACUAUCUUACCUUUUCUACCAAAAACGGUGAGACACAUACUUUUCAAGCAAAGGUGCUGGAAGAUUUAGAUGAUUCCACACAGGUUCUUAUCGUCAGGCCUAAGGUUGCUACCAUGGGGUAAAGGAGGUUAUUGUUACACAUUUGUUGGUGUGUUUUCAGCAUUUUCAGAUUCUAUCUUUAGUCUUAGUGGAAUGUGUUAUAUCAAAAGAUUAAUUUCAAGAACCUUAUCAUUUUUAUACACUCCUUGUCAUUUUAUGUGAUACUUUUGGUAUGUUGUACACAAAUUUAACUUGUUGGGAAAGAAGACAUUAAGAUGA